AAUGAGUCGUGCAGUGUUACAACCUUUUGAAGUUUAUCAAAAAGCAAGAGUUUAAUUUGUGUAGACAGUAGCUGAGUUAGCAAAAAGACCAUAAAAUAUUGAAGCUUUGUAAUCAGCAGGUAAUGAAACCGUAACCAAUCUUUUAGGUGUGAUGUCCUUAUUGAGACCUUUACUUCUAGAUUGUGUGCCAUCUAUUCAAUAAUCAGCAGCCUUAGCAUUAGGAAGAUUGGCUAAGCAUUCUGAAGAUUUAGCUGAAGCAGUUGUUUCCAAUGAAAUAUUGCCAUAAUUAGUAAGUUCGUUGGGAGAACAAAAUCGUUUCUAUAAAAAGGCUGCAGCAUUUGUACUUAGAUGCGUUGCAAAACAUUCAUCAACUUUGGCAAUGGCAGUUGUCAAUUCAGGUGCUCUAGAAGCUUUAGUCUAAUGUUUAGAAGAAUUUGAUCCAAGUGUUAAGGAAGCUGCAGCCAGUGCUCUUCGUUAUAUAGCUAAGUAAGUAUAACAUAUAUUCUGUAUAGACAUACAGCAGAUUUGGCUUAGGCUGUAGUAGAUGCAGGAGCAGUUCCAUUAUUGGUGCUCUGUAUUUAAGAACCAGAAACUACAUUGAAAAGAGUAUCAGCAGGAGCUUUAUCAGAAAUCUGUAAACAUUCAGCCGAAUUGGCUUAGAAUGUAGUUGAUGCAGGUGCUGCACCAUUUCUAAGUGCUUUGAUUCCUCAUCAUGAUGCUGAAUUGAAAAGAUCAGUUUGUUUUUGUUUGGCUAAUAUAGCAAAACAUACAAUAGAUCUAGCAGAAGCUAUUGUAGAUGUGGAUAUCUUCCCAAAGAUUUUAUAUAGAUUAAAAGAUACAGAUCCUGGAGUUAGGUAAACGUUUUAAUUAAUCUAAUAAAUAGAAAAGCUGCAGCAACAUGCAUUAGAGAAAUUGCUAGAUAAUCUUAAGAUUUAGCUAAAAUGAUAUGUAGUGCAGGAGCAGUAGUGUCAAUUGUUGAUUAUAUCAAUGAGGCUAAAGGUGAUGCACGUUUACCAGGCAUAAUGACAUUAGGAUUUAUUGGAGCUUUUGAUGAAGCUUUGGCAAUGGGAAUUAUUGCAGCAAAAGGAAUUGCACCAUUAAAAGAUGCUUUAAUAAAAGAACCUGAUCAAUCAGUAAAGAGUGCUUCUGCAUGGUCUCUUGGUAUGAUUGGUGGACAUUCAGCAGAUCAUUCAAGAGCUAUGGCUGAAGCUGAUGUUCCAUCCCAUUUAUUAGCUGUAUAUAAUUGUUGUUAUAAUUUUAGGUUUAUAAAUUCCCUGAAUCUAGUGAAGAUCUCAAAAAGAAAUCAAGUUAAGCUUUGAAAUCGAUAUUAUAAAUGUGUACUUAUUUACCUGCUCUUGAACCAUUAAUCUCAGAAGCUCCCCCUGAUAUUUUAUAAUAUGUCUUACAUUAAUUCCAGAAGACAUUACCUAAUGAUAAUGCAGCCAAAAAGUAUAUAAUAUAUAUUAUCAUCUUUAGACAAUUUGUAUUAUCAGAAGGAUUAAAGAAGAUUCAAGAAAUUAAAGCUAAUCCUGGUUCCAAAUUAAGACAAUAUAUCGACGAAAUCAAUUCCUAUUAUCCACCAGAAAUCAUUCAAUAUUAUAGUGCUGGAUACGAAUAGUAAUUGCUUAAGAAAUUGGACGAUUACAAUGCAGAUUGACC
Molecule: messenger RNA, 1659 nt
Organism: Paramecium pentaurelia
Lineage: Eukaryota; Ciliophora; Oligohymenophorea; Peniculida; Parameciidae
Source: the annotation of a GenBank genome assembly